AUGGCCACCAUGGAGAAACUGAUGAAGGCCUUCGAGUCUCUCCGCUCCUUUCAGCAGCAGCAGGGGCCGGCUGCCAUCCUCGAGGAGCCGCUCCAGAGAGCAAAGAAAGAACUUUCAACUACCAAGAAAGAUCGAGUGAAUCACUGCCUGACAAUAUGUGAAAACAUAGUUGCUCAGUCUCUAAGGAAUUCUCCAGAAUUUCAGAAACUGCUGGGUAUUGCUAUGGAACUCUUUCUUCUCUGCAGUGAUGAUGCAGAGUCUGAUGUCAGGAUGGUUGCUGACGAAUGUCUCAAUAAAGUUAUAAAAGCUUUGAUGGAUUCCAACCUUCCUAGGUUACAGUUAGAACUCUAUAAAGAAAUUAAAAAGAAUGGUGCUUCUCGAAGCCUACGUGCUGCAGUUUGGAGGUUUGCUGAGCUUGCCCAUCUGGUUCGACCUCAGAAGUGCAGGCCAUACUUAGUCAACCUAUUGCCCUGUCUAACACGAAUAAGUAAGCGACCUGAAGAAUCGGUACAAGAGACACUGGCUGCAGCAAUACCAAAAAUCAUGGCAGCAUUUGGCAACUUUGCAAAUGACAAUGAAAUCAAGGUUUUAUUGAAGGCUUUCAUUGCUAAUCUUAAAUCCAGUUCUCCUACCAUCCGUCGAACAGCAGCUGGAUCAGCAGUGAGCAUCUGUCAACACUCACGAAGAACACAAUAUUUUUAUUCCUGGUUACUGAAUGUGCUUUUAGGUUUGUUGGUUCCUGUGGAAGAUGAACAUCCUACUCUUUUAAUUCUUGGAGUACUGCUCACACUAAGGUAUCUAAUACCAUUACUGCAGCAGCAAGUAAAGGAUACCAGUCUGAAAGGCAGUUUUGGUGUAACACGAAAAGAAACAGAGAUUUCACCUUCUCCAGAUCAGCUUAUACAGGUCUAUGAAUUGACUUUGCAUUACACUCAGCACCAGGACCACAAUGUUGUGACUGGAGCUUUAGAACUAUUACAACAACUUUUUAGAACACCACCGCCUGAUCUUCUUCAUGCCCUGACCACUUCAGGAGGCAUUACACAGGUCAGUGUAUCCAAAGACGAGUCUAUCAGCAGAAGCCGCAGUGGAAGCAUAGUGGAGCUUAUAGCUAGAGGGGGGUCUUCAUGCAGCCCUUGUCUGUCAAGAAAACUAAAAGGUAAAGUACUUUUAGGAGAAGAAGAAGGCUUGGAGGAUGACCCUGAAACACGGUCAGAAGUCAGCACUGCAACUUUUGCAGCCUCUAUGAAGAGUGAGAUAACCAGUGAAUUAGCUUCUUCAUCAGGAGUAUCAACAGCUGGAUCAAUAGUAAGUUCUGCAGCUGAUCCCACAGGACAUGACAUCAUCACUGAGCAGCCACGUUCACAACAUACUUUGCAAUCAGACUCUGUAGACCUGACCAGUUGUGAUUUGGCCAGCACAACUACUGAAGGGGAAGAGGAUGACAUGCUUAGUCGGAGCUCCAGCCAGAUCAGCACUGUCCAGUCAGACCCCACUAUGGACUUGAAUGAUGGCACGCAGGCUUCUUCACCAGUUAGUGAUAGCUCUCAGACUACCACAGAAGGUCCAGAUUCAGCUGUGACCCCUUCGGACAGUUCUGAAAUUGUAAGUGUGCAACGGGCAGAGCGGGUAUCCCAGUCUUCUACUGAGGGGCCCGACAUAUCUCAGAGCUCCUCCAUGGAGGGCCCAGACUUGGACACAUCUACUUAUUCAUCUUCUACUUUCCCGUCCUCCGCUAGUAACACUGAAAAGGUGCUAGAGGGUACUGAAAGCCAGUAUUCUGGAAUGCAGAUUGGACAGCUGCAAGAUGAGGAAGAUGAAACUGCAAAUGUUCUCCAUGAUGAAUCCUCAGAUCCUUUCAGAAAUUCUUCCCUUGCCCUUCAGCAACCACACUUAUUGAAAAACAUGGGCCAUAGCAGGCAGCCUUCUGACAGCAGUGUAGAUAGAUUCAUGGCAAAAGAAGAAGCAGUAGAAUCUGUUGAUCAUGAGAUUAAGCCUUCCAGAAUAAAGGGAGAUAUAGGUCACUACACAGAUGGAAAUUCUGCUCCUCUGGUUCACUGUGUUCGUCUCCUAUCUGCUUCUUUUCUGCUUACUGGGGAGAAAGGUGCUUUAGUUCCUGAUAGGGAUGUGAGGGUCAGUGUAAAAGCAUUGGCAGUAAGUUGUGUUGGAGCAGCUGUUGCCCUUCAUCCUGAAUCUUUCUUCAGCAAACUGUAUAAGACACCUCUUGAAACCAUGGGAGAAGAAUAUGAAGAGCAGUAUGUAUCGGAUGUUUUGAACUAUAUUGAUCAUGGAGAUCCCCAGAUUAGAGGAGCUACUGCCAUUCUUUGUGGAACCAUUGUCUACUCCAUUCUCAAUAAAUCACGUUUUGAUGUGGAAAACUGGCUAGCAAAUGUCAGAAGUUCAACAGGAAAUCUCUUUUCUCUGGUAGACUGUAUACCUCUCUUACAGAAAACUCUGAAAGAUGAAUCCUCCGUUACAUGCAAACUGGCUUGCGCAGCUGUGAGGCAUUGCAUCAUGAGCUUGUGCAGUAGCAGUUAUAGUGAACUAGGUUUACAGUUAAUCAUCGACCUCCUUACUCUGAAGAAUAGUUCUUAUUGGCUAGUAAGGACAGAGCUUCUGGAAACUCUUGCUGAGAUAGAUUUCCGGUUAGUUAGCUUUUUGGAAGGAAAAGCAGACAAUUUGCACAGAGGUGUUCAUCAUUAUACUGGGCUAUUAAAACUUCAGGACAGAGUACUCAACAAUGUUGUAAUCUACCUUCUUGGUGAUGAAGACCCCAGAGUGAGACACAUAGCUGCAGCUUCUUUGAUGAGGCUUGUACCAAAGCUGUUUUAUAAUUGUGACCAAGGACAGGCUGAUCCAGUAGUGGCUGUGGCAAGAGACCAAAGCAGUGUCUACUUGAAACUCCUAAUGCAUGAGACUCAGCCUCCAUCUCACUUUGCAGUGAGCACUAUCACCAGAACAUACAGGGGUUACAACAUGGUGCAAAGUCCAACAGAUGUCACUAUGGAAAACAACCUUUCUAGGGUUAUCUCAGCCGUUUCCCAGGCAUUGACAACAUCAACUACAAGAGCACUUACGUUUGGCUGCUGUGAAGCUUUGUGUCUUCUCUCCACAACGUUUCCAGUCUGCACAUGGACUGUAGGAUGGCACUGUGGGUAUGUUUCUUCAUCCAGUAUACAAGCUUCUAGAAUUCAUGUUUACAAAAACAGAGGACACUCAUUCAGUGCUUCCCAGCUGAGUCCUUCGGAGGAAUCUCGGAAGAGCUGUACCAUUGGAAUGGCUGGAAUGGUUUUGUCCCUUCUUUCAACGGCCUGGUUCCCACUGGAUCUUUCUGCACAUCAAGAUGCUUUGAUUUUGGCUGGAAACUUGCUUGCAGCAAGUGCCCCCAAAUCUUUGAAAACCCCCUGGACUACUGAAGAAGAUAUGAAUCCAGGUGCUGCUAAACAAGAGGAGCCAUGGCCAGCUUUGGCUGACCGAACUCUUGUUACUUUGGUAGAACAACUCUUUUCUCAUUUGCUGAAAACCAUUAAUAUUUGUGCUCAUGUGGUGGAUGAUGUUGCUCCUGGCCCAGCAAUAAAGGCAACAUUACCUUCUCUCUCAAACCCACCUUCUCUAAGUCCAAUUCGUCGGAAAGGGAAAGAGAGAGAACCUGUGGAACAAACAUCUGUACCAAUGAGCCCUAAAAAGGGUAGUGAAACUAAUCCAGCUACUAGGCAAACCGAUACUUCAGGGCCUGCUCCAACAAACAAAUCAUCGUCACUGGGCAGUUUUUAUCAUCUUCCAUCGUAUCUCAAGUUAUAUGAUGUCUUGAAAGCUACCCAUGCCAACUAUAAGGUUACAUUGGAUCUUCAGAACAACAUCGAAAAAUUUGGAGGUUUCCUGCGAUCUGCCCUGGAUGUCCUCUCUCAAAUUUUGGAACUUGCAACUCUUCAAGACAUUGGAAAGUGCGUUGAAGAGAUUUUGGGGUAUCUGAAAUCCUGUUUCAACAGAGAACCAAUGAUGGCAACAGUUUGUGUACAGCAGUUGCUGAAGACUUUAUUUGGAACGAACUUGGCAUCUCAAUAUGAUGGCUUAUCUUCAAACCCCAGCAAAUCUCAAGGCAAAGCCCAGCGUUUAGGCUCUUCUAAUUUGAGGCCUGGUCUUUAUCAUUACUGCUUCAUGGCCCCUUAUACACACUUUACACAGGCACUUGCUGAUGCGAGUCUAAGGAACAUGGUACAGACAGAGCAGGAACAUGAUGCUUCAGGAUGGUUUGAUGUGCCGCAGAAAGUUUCUACGCAACUGAAAACUAGCCUUACAAAUGUAACAAAACAUCGUGCCGACAAGAAUGCUAUUCACAAUCACAUUCGCUUGUUUGAACCCCUUGUUAUAAAAGCUUUAAAGCAAUAUACUACAACGACGUCGGUACAACUACAGAGGCAGGUUUUAGAUCUACUAGCACAGCUGGUUCAACUACGGGUUAACUACUGUCUUCUAGAUUCGGAUCAGGUGUUUAUUGGAUUUGUGCUAAAGCAGUUUGAAUACAUUGAAGUGGGACAGUUCAGGGAAUCCGAGGCAAUUAUCCCUAAUAUCUUUUUCUUCUUGGUAUUAUUGUCUUAUGAGCGAUAUCACUCCAAACAGAUAAUUGGAAUUCCUAAGAUUAUUCAGCUGUGUGAUGGUAUCAUGGCCAGUGGAAGGAAAGCUGUUACACAUGCUAUUCCAGCUCUUCAACCCAUUGUCCAUGAUCUCUUUGUAUUACGAGGAACAAAUAAAGCUGAUGCUGGAAAAGAACUGGAAACCCAAAAAGAGGUGGUGGUGUCAAUGCUACUAAGACUUAUCCAGUAUCAUCAGGUGCUGGAGAUGUUCAUCCUAGUACUGCAACAGUGCCACAAAGAGAAUGAAGACAAAUGGAAAAGAUUGUCCCGACAGAUAGCAGAUAUAAUUCUCCCAAUGUUAGCAAAACAACAGAUGCAUAUAGAUUCCCAUGAAGCUCUGGGAGUAUUGAACACUUUAUUUGAAAUUUUGGCUCCCUCAUCCCUCCGUCCCGUGGACAUGCUUUUAAGAAGUAUGUUUGUUACUCCCUGUACAAUGGCAUCAGUGAGCACUGUUCAGUUAUGGAUAUCUGGUAUCCUUGCUAUCCUUAGAGUUCUGAUUUCACAAUCAACAGAGGAUAUAGUUCUAUCUCGUAUUCAAGAGCUUUCUUUCUCCCCUUACUUAUUGUCAUGUCAAACAAUUAAUAGGCUAAGGGAUGGGGAGAAUAAUGUACCCACACCUGAAGAACAAAUUGAGCUGAAACAGGCUAAAUAUCUGCCUGAAGAGACAUUUUCUAGGUUCUUGUUACAAUUAGUGGGCAUUCUAUUGGAAGACAUUGCUACAAAACAGUUGAAAGUGGACAUGAAUGAACAGCAGCACACUUUCUAUUGCCAAGAGUUGGGCACAUUGCUUAUGUGUUUAAUACAUAUCUUCAAAUCAGGGAUGUUCAGAAGAAUCACAGCUGCUGCCAGCAGGCUUUUUACAGGAGAUGGAUCUGAUGGUAGUUUUUAUACCCUUGAGAGUCUGAGCGGUCUUGUUCAGUUCAUGAUUCCCACACACCCUUCUUUAGUGCUCCUCUGGUGUCAAAUCCUCCUUCUUGUCAAUUACACUAACUACAGCUGGUGGUCAGAGGUGCAUCAAACACCAAAGCGGCACAGUCUUUCCAGUACUAAAUUGCUGAGCCCUCAGAUAUCUGGAGACAGUGAUGAAUUUGAUUCAGAAUCCAAAUUUGGCAUGUGCAAUCGAGAGAUAGUACGAAGAGGAGCACUCAUUCUUUUUUGUGACUAUGUUUGUCAAAACCUACAUGAUUCAGAACACUUGACAUGGCUUAUAGUGAAUCAUGUUCAAGAUCUGAUUAAUCUGUCUCAUGAGCCUCCUGUACAAGACUUUAUUAGUGCUGUUCAUAGGAAUUCAGCAGCCAGUGGUCUCUUCAUCCAGGCUAUUCAGUCUCGGUGUGAGAACCUCGCAACUCCAACAACACUAAAGAAGACCCUGCAAUGCUUAGAGGGCAUUCAUCUCAGCCAGUCUGGUGCCGUGUUAAUGUUGUAUGUGGACAAGCUUUUGUGUACUCCAUUCCGUGUGCUGGCUCGUAUGGUUGACACACUUGCUUGUCGUCGAGUAGAAAUGCUUUUGGCUGCAACUUUCCAGAACAGCGUUUCUCAGUUACCAGUUGAAGAACUGGAUAGAAUUCAGGAAUAUCUUCAAAACAGUGGAUUAGCACCAAGACACCAAAGACUUUACUCGCUAUUGGACAGGUUUCGCCUUACAGUAGCACCAGAAACAACUAGCCCUUCACCUUUGGUUACUUCACACCCACUGGAUGGGGAAAACCAACCAGCCUUAGAGAAUGUAAUUCCAGACAAAGACUGGUAUGUAUCACUAGUCAGAUCACAGUGCUGGGUCAGGUCAGACUCUGCACUGCUGGAAGGUGCAGAGCUGGUGAAUAGGAUACCUCAGCCUGAACUAAACUCCUUCAUGACCAGUAAGGAGUUCAACUUAAGCUUGUUAGCUCCCUGUUUAAGUCUUGGCAUGAACGGAAUCUCAGAAGACCAAAAGAGCAGCCUCUUUGAAACUGCCCGUAGGGUAACCCUAGACCAUGUGUGUAACAUAGUUCAAAAACUUCCUGCCAGCCAUCAAGUUUUUCAGCCAUUGCAGCCAGUUGAGACUUCAGCCUAUUGGAGCAAGCUAAGCGAUAUUUUUGGAGACACAAUGCUGUACCAGACUGUGAUGAAACUCUCUCGUGCACUGGCUCAGUAUUUGUUGUUACUCUCUAAAUUACCAGCAUCUCUCUGUAUUCCACCUGACAAAGAGACUGACAUCCUGAAGUUUGUAGUAAUGUCAUUAGAGGCACUGUCGUGGCAUUUAAUACAUGAACAUAUUCCACUAAGUAUAGAUCUUCAAGCUGCUUUGGAAUGCUGCUGCCUGACAUUACAGCAACCUGGUCUCUGGAAUUUGCUGGCUUCUGCAGUGUAUGUGACACAGGCUUGCUCCCUAAUUAAUUGUGUCAGAUUUAUAAUAGAGGCAGUUGCAAUUGAACCUGGAAACCAGCUUCUUAGUCCAGAAAGGAAGAAGAAUACUUCAAAAGGGGUCAAUGAGGAUGAAGUUGAUUCAAAUGCUCAAAAAGCGAAAUAUAUUACAACAGCUUGUGAAAUGGUGGCUGAAAUGGUGGAGUGUUUACAGACUGUCUUGGCAUUGGGACAUAAGAGAAACAACAGUAUCCCAGCAUUUCUCACUCCUGUCCUUAAGAACAUAAUCAUCAGCUUGGGUAGACUGCCUCUAGUAAACAGCUACACAAGAGUACCUCCCUUGGUCUGGAAACUAGGCUGGUCACCAAAACCUGCAGGUGAUUUUGGCACAGCUUUUCCAGAAAUUCCUGUCGAAUUUCUUCAAGAAAAAGAAAUCUUUAAAGAGUUCAUCUAUCGCAUUAAUACAUUGGGGUGGACUAGCCGUACCCAGUUUGAAGAGACCUGGGCUACUCUCCUUGGUGUGCUUGUAACUCAACCAAUUGUAAUGGACCAAGAAGAAAAUCAACAAGAGGAAGACACAGAGAGGACCCAAAUUAAUGUUCUUGCAGUACAAGCCAUAACCUCCUUGGUGCUGAGUGCAAUGACAAUACCAGUUGCAGGCAAUCCAGCAAUCAGCUGCUUGGAACAGCAGCCCCGCAAUAAAGCUUUAAAAGUUCUGGAUACAAGGUUUGGGAGGAAGUUAAGUGUUAUCAGAGGAAUUGUGGAACAAGAAAUCCAAGCAAUGAUAUCUAAGAGGGAUAAUAUUGCCACUCACCAUUUUUAUCAAGCAUGGGACCCUGUUCCAUCACUUUCUCCUGCUACCACAGGUGGUCUUAUCAGCCAUGAAAAGCUUUUACUGCAGAUCAAUACUGAGCGAGAAAUGGGAAACAUGGGCUAUAAACUAGGACAGGUUUCUAUACACUCCGUGUGGCUAGGAAAUAACAUCACUCCAUUGAGAGAAGAGGAGUGGGAUGAAGAUGAAGAAGAUGAGAACGAUAUGCCUGCUCCUUCUUCACCACCAACCUCUCCUAUUAACUCCAGGAAACACCGGGCUGGGGUUGAUAUACAUUCUUGUUCUCAGUUCUUGCUUGAACUGUACAGUCAAUGGAUAUUGCCAUCAAAUCCUAGCAAGAGAACACCAGUCAUUCUGAUUAGUGAAGUGGUGCGAUCACUUCUGGCAGUGUCUGACUUGUUUACAGAGAGGAAUCAAUUUGAGAUGAUGUACACCACAUUGACAGAAUUGCGGAAGGUGCAUCCAUCAGAAGAUGAAAUUCUCAUUCAAUAUUUGGUACCAGCCACAUGUAAAGCAGCUGCUGUUCUUGGAAUGGAUAAAGCUGUAGCCGAGCCAGUAAGCCGUCUGUUGGAAUCAACACUACGCAGCACGCAUAUGCCGAGUCGGAUUGGAGCUCUGCAUGGAAUUCUUUACAUCCUUGAGUGUGACCUGCUUGACGAAACAGCAAAGCAGCUCAUUCCAAUUAUCAGCGAGUAUUUGCUUUCCAAUCUGAGAGGGAUAGCCCACUGUGUACAUGUCCAUAACCAACAGCAUAUUUUAGUGAUGUGUGCUGCGGCAUUCUACUUGAUAGAGAAUUACCCACUUGAUGUAGGGCCGGAAUUCUCUGCAGGAAUUAUACAGGUCUGUGGCAUAAUGGUGUCUGGAAGUGAUGAAUCAACUCCAUCCAUUAUUUACCAUUGCGUCCUCAGAGGAUUAGAACGACUCCUUCUUUCAGAGCAACUUUCUAGACUGGAUAGUGAAUCUUUAGUUAAACUAAGUGUUGACAGAGUGAACAUACACAGCCCCCACAGAGCAAUGGCAGCCUUGGGGUUAAUGCUGACUUGCAUGUAUACAGGAAAAGAGAAAAUCAGCCCAAGUCGUGCAACAGAUGCAAAUCCCACAGCUCCAGACAGCGAGUCUGUUAUUGUAGCUAUGGAACGGGUGUCUGUUCUUUUUGAUAGGAUCCGGAAAGGAUUUCCUUUUGAAGCUAGAGUAGUGGCACGGAUUCUCCCUCAGUUCCUAGAUGACUUUUUCCCUCCACAGGAUGUAAUGAACAAAGUUAUUGGAGAAUUUUUAUCCAACCAGCAGCCAUACCCACAAUUCAUGGCCACAGUAGUUUAUAAGGUUUUUCAGACACUACAUACCACUGGACAGUCACCAAUGGUCCGUGAUUGGGUGAUGCUCUCUCUCUCCAACUUCACACAGAGAACGCCUGUUGCAAUGGCAAUGUGGAGUCUUUCCUGUUUUUUUGUCAGUGCUUCCACCACUCAGUGGGUUUCAGCAAUUCUUCCACAUAUUAUCAGCAGAAUGGGAAAAUCGGAGCAAGUGGACAUUAACCUCUUCUGUUUGGUGGCCAUAGACUUUUACAGACACCAGAUAGAUGAGGAACUAGAUCGAAGGGCCUUCCAGUCUGUGUUUGAGAUGGUGGCAUCGCCAGGAAGCCCAUAUCAUCGCCUACUAACUUGUUUGCAAAAUGUUCACAAGAUCACAGCAUGCUGAACAUCGUGAUGUUGGUUAAUGAAACUCGGUGGCUUGAUUUGGAAUCUGGUAUGAAUGUUUAGAGAAAUAUAAAGAUGCAGAAAGCAGCUGGGAUCUGCAUCUGUCAGUUUUAUACUUCAUGCUUGUUUGCAAGGAGAAGCACUCUGCACCACAGAGAAUCACAUGAAAGGUGUAAUAGGAACAUUCUUAUUAGCAGUGGGUAGCUGUGCUAAAUGGAAAUAUGUAUAUGUUUUAUGUAAUGUUUGGGACUAACUUGAGGCUGAAUUACUAACUGUAAAAUAUAUGGGCAAAUACUUUAUGCAGGAAAGCCAGGUAUUACUCUUCUUCCUGAUGUUCAACUUAAGUCACCGUGUUGCAUCUGGUAUCGAAACUCUGACAGAAAUACUCUCUCAGUGCAAGUUUGCAGUCAUUACAAAUCUUUAUAGUUUAUGUACAUAUAUAUAUAUAUAUAUAUAUAUAUAUACACACACACACUGUGAGGUAGUAUAGAUCAGAAAUUGUUUCCUAAUGUCUCUCCCAAACAAAGAAAUGAGAAACCAGUUUUCAGGAGUAACACUUCCAGCAUGCAAUUCUUCUCUCUCUGGACUUUUUAAUUGACUGUGGUGUAUGUGUUGGUGGCAUGGGACAUGUAGUGCACAUACAUAACCACACUUUUCUUUUUUUCUUCUCAGGAUUUAAAAUUUGAGUACAAUAUAUCAGUAAAAGAAAUUUUAACUUAAAUAUUUCUAUAUCAUGUAAAGUAUGUAAAAUUGUAAAAUGUGUGGUGCAUGAGAUGUGCUGUAAUUUGAAAUGAACAAAAAGCCACUCUACUGACUGUCUUGACAUCUGUAUUGUCCUCAUUUUCUCAUCGUGUGCUCAAGUUCAUGUUCAUUUUUUAAAUCCAUCUUAAUGUACAGGUUACAUUUUAUGUUCUAUAUUUCAUAUUUUGGUAGGUUAACACUUUAAAAACUGGAAUAUAUAGGCUAGAUUGUGUUGAUGCUAUGUUAAGAAGGCAUUUUUGUGAUCCAUUUGACUGUAGCUUGUUUUGAGUUUCUUUAUUUUGAGAUGUAAAGGAGCGGGGACUAGAUAUCCUAGAUUAGCACUUUGUAUACUCAGCUACUCUCACCUGCUACAGAGGCGUUGGGUUUUUUUGAUUGUUUUUGGUUUUGUUGUUUUGUUUUGUUUUUUAGAGAGAGAAAAAUGAUGCAAGUUCCCAGUAGCCAAUAAGUAUCUGGCUUUUUCAUUGAUACUAAUGGAAACCAUGGAGUCAUUUGGAUAUAAACCACUCACUUUACUCUAAGCAAAUUUAUGCUGACAGUUAAGAAUCAGAAUUCUAAUGUGGUCUACUUUGGGGCUGGCUAAAGUGUUAAAUUAUACAGCCACUUUUAUUAGUUGUCUACAACAUUAUGUUUAUACACAAACACAGCAUAAGCAUCCACAAAUUCCAAAAUUCUCCAAUUCUACACAGGGCCAGAUUCUGCUUACGCCUCAUGCAAGCCUUUGAUUUUAGUUGGUUGCAUGUGGGGAAAUCUAGGGCAGUAUUUUUCUGAUAACUGUAUCUGAUAUAAUUCUUCAAUAUAGAAAAGCAAUGCCUUGGUUCUGAGCUACAUUGCUAUAUUUAACCUCAUUACAUUUUCUCAUUAACACCUGUUGGUAACACUCAGAAUAUCUAAAUAGUGUUAUCAAGAGGAGCAUAUACUGUAUGUAUUUGUGUAUAUAAUGUAUAUGUAAUUAUACACAUGUGACUACAUUUACUGUAUACAAAUGUGUAUAUUUGUAUUUAUUAAACCCAUGGAUUUAAACUAAUUCCAAUUCUUAGACCAAAAAUGGUUGCUUUUGCCCAUAACUUGAUUAUAAAGGAAUUGCCCAAUGAUGUCACUUCCUCUUAUGAUAGGUACGAAACUGAUGAUAUGGGCAGCAGAAAUAACUGUAGACUUUGCAUUAUCUAGCUGUUCGACAGAGUUUAUUAUCUAGAGAGUUAUUUCUGCCCUCUGAGUUGGCGGCUGCUUCUUUCUUGGGCCACAGCACUGUGGUGACUUUUUUUAAAAAGAAACUGAUGUUCAGAAAGGGUUUAAAAAAAUAGAUAUUAUUAAAGGUUUUGGUUAAACUGGAAAUUUUACAGUUCUGAUAAGAGACCACUUGCCAGGGAAGUGAGCUAUAAUGCCCUCAGAUUGCAAUUAAGGGUAAUAUAGAUCACUAGUCCCUUUUGUAACCCCCCAUAAUAGUUUUCUACUAUAAACCCACAAACCAGUCAGUUUUUGUAUGAUAUAUUGUAAGUGAAGAUAUUUUUAUAAGCUAUUUUCCAAAAUUUAAAAUAGAUUUUAAUAUAUUUUUGAAGCAUUUGGUAGUCACAUCUUAACCAUAGAUCACUAUACUUUCUGUUUCACGAACAGAUAAAUCUUACAUAUUUUUAACCUCAUAAUAACCACCGCAUGGUUGGUCAGUAUGCCUCCAGAUGAUGGCAGCUGGCCAUCCCAACUUCUGAAGUUUUCCAAACAAAUCAGCUGAGACUUGCCAUAGAAACUUUUCCAGCCAAUAAAAAGAGCAUAUUAAGCUAAGGAGUCAACAUGUGACAGAAAUGGAUUUCUAUUCAACAUGUGAUAAAUUCCUCUUGUCAGUACUAUUGUUGGCAUUUGAUAGGAUGUUCAGGUUUCCCACUUCAGACCGUCACAUAAAGCGAUGCAGCCAGGUCUUACUUCAGAUAAAUUCAAGGAUAAUCAGAAUAGUUGUGUGUGUCGGUCUUAUCUCCAUGAAAAUUUGUCAUACAUAGAAAACAGGUUUGCUGUCUGUAGAUCUUCAAUAUCUCUAGAUUUUUCUUCCCCAGAAUAAUUAACUGAAUACAAAUACACAUUCAUUUUCAGAUGUAUGAAUGUCUUGAAGGGGACAUGGCUUGUUAUUCUCCAUAGUUUGUAAUUACACAUUUAUAAGGCUAAAAUUUAACAUUUCUUUCCUUUGAUGUACAUUUUUGUCCUUUGUUUCUUUUAGGAUGAAAAUUAUCAUUUUUGUAUUUGUAAAAAUAACUACUAAUAUCUACACAAUUCUGGUAACACCCAUCAAUAGUUACGUUGUGCUUUAUGGUUUAAUUUCUGCCUCUUACAGCAGAACAGAAUAUCACAUGGUCAUGUUUUCUGUGUCUAUUUAAAAAAAAUCUUAAGGUUAGAUUUUUUUUAAAUUACCAUCUGUAAGACGUUACUCCAGUUUAUGAUUUUUUUAUAUUUGAUCAAGAUUAGCUGUUUCCCUUUUUAAUAUGCUACCAGUAGCAUAAAAACAGAUCCAUGCUUGACAUCAAAUUGGUUUUGGAAAUUUAAACUGAGAUUUUCACUGAGACCCGAGGUAUAAAUAGUUAGAUGUAUAUCCGGUGUCCCAAAUAACUAAAAUAAGCAAUAUUUAACAUAUUCUAUAUACAUAUAAUGUGAAUUGAUAAAUCAAAUUUUUCAUUUAGAGGGUAUUGAAAUAGUUUGUAGCAUAGUUAAGAAAACACAUCUGUGAACAAGCAAAUUGAUAACUUAUUGAAAUCUGAAUGAGGUUUAACCUAGAGGACCUGCUUUUUUUCAUAAAGUGCUGCCUCUUUUGAGACUCUUACUUGCCUCUGAAUUUUUAAAAAGUAUCAGGCAGAUAUCACUUGAUCAGUAAAGUUUGGCUAAAGUAACUUCCUUCCUUUUCAGUGAAGUUUUAUUUUAUUCCUUUCAACAGAGGAGACAUUUGAAAUACCUUAUACUUGAUACUAAAACAAGUUGAAUUAAUGCAAAUAAUUUCUAUUUGCAAUUGAAGACUGUCAAUUGAGGUUUUAUUAAAGUUCCUUCUUUUUAGUCCUUUGUGCCCACUUUUGGGAUGUCUCCCUCACUCAAAAAAAUAAAUACAAACACCCGGUACUCAUUAAUUCUACAUUAUAUUACUUCCCAUUGCAGAAAAUCCCUUCUCAGCCUGAAAGGAUAAAAUCUGAGACUCACUAAUUGACAUGAACAUUGAUUAAAACUGUGAAUACCUAAUGAGCAGCUUUCAGUAAAACUUGAAAAAGAAUGGUCAACCUUCAGGUUAAAAGUGAAUUCCAAUCUAGUAUUUCUUAAUUCUAUUUUAAGAACAUUUCAUCAUGUCAUUCUCUUUUAAAUUACAGUUGGCUUUGUAUAGCAAAUAAGGAGGUUGUGUCAAAAACACUGCAAAGGCACUCCUCCAAGAGCAGUCUUCAAGGGCAGACUCUAAGUCUUCAUAUGGUAUUUCAGAGCUGUCAUGACUAAACACUAUCCAUGUAUCAUGCCUCCUGAAUGCAAGAAACAUUCAGGUGUAAUGAGCAAUAAAUAUAGCAAUAAGCAGUCUAAAGAGAUGGUUAGUCAUUCAGGGUUUUACACAUUGGUUCUUUGUGGGGGCAACUGAGUUACUGUGUUAAAUAAGGUUUUGUUUUCUUAUAAAGACCCCAAGAAUACUAUGCACUAAAACCAGGAACCAACUGAGAAUAACCAAGGAUAUAUUUUUAAACUGGCACCAGUAUGUAACAGUAAAAAGAAGGCAAUUUUUAAGGUUAUAAAACAGCAAAGAAAGUAUUUAAUUCCUUUAUUCUAAAUAAAAAGUUAUCUGUAGUAAAACUGAGAAUCUGAGAUGCCUACCUACUGUUAGGAUAAACACUGCACCAAAGAAUCUGGAAAGGGUGCUGAAGUCCAGUGUGCUAAUUUACCUCAUUUUGAGAAUUCAGAUGGAAAUGUUUGUGCCUGUUACCUUAAAGUAUCCAUUAAAUAACUUCAAAAAAACUACUAACAUUCCUACCCGGAGAGCUUCUAUGGUAUGUCAAGUUAUUAAAGUUAGCUGGACAUGAAUGCUGUGGAAACACAGUUUAGGGAUGCGUGUACCGCUUUGUCACAUGCAUGUUAUGUGUGGACUUGUCAUCAUUCACAUCAGUCUUUGUCUACACAUAAUGUCAAAUUAGACCAGGCUGACAAAGGAAGGAUAAGGUAAUCGGCAUACCAUACAGUCCUAUGAUGUUGUCUCAUAUGGUUUAAGGGCUAUGAUGAGCAAGGCUUGGAGCCCCAACACCAACAGUAGCUGUAUUCAGAGUAAAAGGAAGGAAUAUAAUUUUAGAUGUAUGUUUAAAUUUAAAGACGUUUGCUGAAAAUAUUGCACAUUAAAAUUAGAGAAAAUAAAUUACACAUUGUUGCUGUA
This is a messenger RNA of Trachemys scripta elegans, 14637 nucleotides long. RefSeq names its product huntingtin (gene HTT). NCBI's taxonomy places the organism in Eukaryota, Metazoa, Chordata, Testudines, Emydidae. The transcript has 67 exons. Gene Ontology annotation, cellular component: nucleus; cytoplasm. Bases 1 to 9507 code for a protein of 3168 amino acids. The record is from RefSeq and is a predicted model, not a curated record.